UUCUUCUUGUACCACAGAAAAAGUCCUUGCCUACCAAGGCGUCCCACUCCACUUUAUGCGAGCCAGUAUCCAGAUAUAAAUUGAUCCACGCGCACGCAUCCCACCCUCCCCCGACUUUUUCCUUUCUGCUCAACACGACUCAACUCUUUCUCCGAGUCUUAUUUCCAAUUCUUCUUCUUUGGUAUUCAUUAACAAACAUGCCUGUCGACGCUAGCCGGGGGAUUGAGGGUUCGUCGCAGUCCGAGUCUGGGCCGCCAUCGACUACACAGGAUAUCAAGGGCGACAAACCCUACACACAAAAGGGUGAUUCCGGCUCACUCACGGAGCUGUCGGGCGAGGACUCGCGGGGGUCUCACAUGAACCGCAUGCUGUUUGCUUGCGCAUCCGUCGCUGCGCUCUCAUCUAUCAACUACGGCUGGGUAAUUGGGUCUGUCAACAUUCCCAGCUUGGUAAUCCAGGAAUGCUCGAGCGGGCCUGAGGAAUGGAAGGCAGGAUUCCCUAGCUGCCUGCCGAUGGGAAGCACGCUCUGGGGUCUUGUGGUGGCAUUCACGCCGCUGGGCGCAUGGGCAGGAUCGCUAUUCUCGGGCAAAUUCGCCGACAGAUUUGGCCGCAAGACCACGCUGCUAGCCAACAACGUAUUCUUCGUGGUGGGUGCCCUGCUGAUGUGUACAUCAACAUCCAUUGCACAGCUGGGCGUAGGACGUUUCGUUUCGGGAAUUGCCUGUGGUGUGGCUUCCAACAUUGUCUCUACAUACAAUAGCGAGGCGUCCACUGUCAAGUCUCGUGGACUCCUCGGCGGAUUCCAGCAGCUUAUGAUCCUGGUCGGCCUGUUUCUGUCGCAGGUAGUGGCCAUUGGCCUGUCGACAGCACCGCUCUGGCGUAUCCUGUUCUCGAUCAGCGCAGCCCUUGCCAUUUUCCAGUCGCUGCUGUUGCUGCUGGCGCCCGAGUCGCCAAGGUUCCUGGCUUCCAAGGGCCGCCUCGAAGAGUCGCGGACAGCGCUGCAGAAGCUGCGGCCAAAUCUGAACAUCACAAUGGAGUUUGACGAUCUGGUUGAGGCCAUCGAGGCUAGCCAGCUGACUGCCGCCGACUACACGCCGUCGCUGUGGGACGUGCUGUCAGGAAACACGCCGACCGAUCUGCGCCACCUGGUGUACUGCGUGCUGUUCCUGAUGCUCUCGCAGCAAUGGAGCGGCGCCAAGGGCGUCAUGUUCUACUCGACUGAGAUCCUCAGCAAGACCUUCCACCUUACUGAGGAAGAGAUCCAGCAUAUCCCCAGCAUUGCGCAGCUGCUCACCGUGGGCAUCGGCGCUAUUGGUGCUAUUGCCGUAGUCAUUGGUAUGAACCUCUCUCUGAUGACAUGCGUGUGCGCCGUGCUGAUUGUGGUCGGCAGCAAAUUGGACAUUGGUCCCAUGGUCGCCGCUUUCAUGUACAUGUUCAAUCUCGUGUUCCAGAGCGGCGCUGGCUUUAUCCCGUACUUGUCAGCCUCGGAACUGCUGCCGUACUACGUUCUUGGCAGUAUCAGCGGGCUGGCAGCGUCAAUCAACAGUCUCGUGCUGUUUGUUGUCAGCCUUCUGUUCCCGGUCCUGGACAAGGCGCUGGGUCCGUAUCUGUUCGUCCCGUUCGCCGCCACCAACUUCAUCACAUUCCUGUUUGCCUGCCUGUUUAUGCCUGAGGCCAAGGGCAAGACGGUGGUGCAGGUCAUCCACGAGUACAAGGGCCCGCUGCAUGUUGUUGGCAACAUCAAGUUUUGGAAAAAGCAGGCCUAACCGGCAGCACACGAUCAUGUACAAACUUUAUUAUUGCUCUCUGCACCAUACACAUUAGCCAUCCUUUAUGUAGCCGUUCUUAUACAUCUCUGAUAAUUUCAACACAU
Linderina pennispora is the source of this 1873-nucleotide messenger RNA. Its product is annotated as general substrate transporter. Bases 198 to 1766 code for a protein of 522 amino acids. Gene Ontology annotation, biological process: monosaccharide transmembrane transport. Lineage: Eukaryota; Fungi; Kickxellomycota; Kickxellomycetes; Kickxellales; Kickxellaceae. The transcript is spliced from 2 exons. The record is from RefSeq and is a predicted model, not a curated record. Gene Ontology annotation, cellular component: membrane. Gene Ontology annotation, molecular function: hexose transmembrane transporter activity.